Messenger RNA from Ilex paraguariensis (yerba mate), 1155 nucleotides. The record is from the annotation of a GenBank genome assembly. NCBI's taxonomy places the organism in Eukaryota, Viridiplantae, Streptophyta, Magnoliopsida, Aquifoliales, Aquifoliaceae.
AUGCGAGGAGCAAAGAAGGUGAGCCAUGGCAAAGCUACAAUUCUGGCUCUUGGCAAGGCAUUUCCUCACCAGCUUGUCAUGCAAGAUUUUCUAGUUGACGGGUAUUUCAGAAACACCAACUGUGAUGAUCCAGACCUCAAGCAGAAGCUAACUCGACUCUGCAAGACUACAACAGUCAAAACAAGGUAUGUGGUCAUGUCAGAAGAGAUCCUACAGAAGUACCCUGAGCUUGCUAUUGAAGGCCACCCUACAGUAACACAACGUUUAGACAUCUGCAACAAGGCUGUAACACAAAUGGCAAUUGAAGCUUCACAAUCUUGCAUCAAGCAGUGGGGAAGAUCCACUUCAGACAUAACCCACCUGGUCUAUGUUUCCUCAAGCGAAGCUCGACUGCCCGGAGGCGAUCUCUACCUAGCAAAAGGACUUGGACUAAGGCCAGAAACUCAGAGAGUCACCCUCUAUUUCGCGGGCUGCUCGGGAGGCGUGGCUGGCCUUCGUGUUGCCAAGGACAUUGCUGAGAACAAUCCAGGGAGUAGAGUUUUGCUAGCUACUUCUGAAACUACCAUUAUUGGAUUUAAACCACCAAGUGCAGAUAGGCCAUACGAUUUAGUUGGAGUUGCACUCUUUGGCGAUGGUGCCGGAGCCAUGAUCAUUGGCUCGGAUCCGGUUUCAGCCAUUGAAAGGCCUCUCUUUGAGUUGCAUACUGCUAUCCAGCAUUUCUUGCCAGACACAGAGAAGAUCAUCGAUGGUCGACUCACAGAAGAGGGGAUAAGCUUCAAGCUAGCAAGGGAGCUUCCUCAGAUAAUUGAGGAUCACAUUGAGGAGUUCUGCAGUAAGUUAAUGGACAUUGUUGGGUAUUGUGAAGAGGACUACAACAAAAUGUUUUGGGCAGUUCACCCCGGUGGACCAGCUAUUUUGAACCGGCUGGAAAAGAAACUGGAUUUGGUGCCGGAGAAACUUAGUGCUAGCCGACGAGCUCUGGCAGAUUAUGGAAAUGCCAGCAGCAACACCAUAGUGUAUGUGUUGGAGUACAUGCUGGAAGAGAAGAGGAAGAUGAAAGAAGAAGGAAGAGAAGACUCUGAGUGGGGCUUGGUUUUGGCUUUUGGUCCUGGGGUCACAUUUGAGGGUAUUCUUGCCAGGAAUCCAAGUGUCUGA